Molecule: messenger RNA, 7336 nt
Organism: Oncorhynchus nerka (sockeye salmon)
Lineage: Eukaryota; Metazoa; Chordata; Actinopteri; Salmoniformes; Salmonidae
Product: splicing regulator ARVCF-like
Exons: 23
Coding region: 1089-4379 (1096 amino acids)
Biological process (GO): cell-cell junction assembly; cell-cell adhesion
Cellular component (GO): adherens junction; nucleus; plasma membrane
Molecular function (GO): cadherin binding
Source: RefSeq, a predicted model, not a curated record
AUUUAAGGAUAACAUUACAAAUUAUAUAUUCGAUCAUGUGUAGGUGAGUUCAUUUGUUUCAAAGUAGAUUGCAAAUUGUACGUCGUAUGCAAAGAUUGACAGCUCUAGUCCAAUCUAGUCUAAUCCAAUCAAGUAAGAUAUAUUCUGUUUCUGCUUUAAUUGAAAGUAGGUUCACCCAAUCAAAAUAAAUAUUUACUAGAACGCUCCGCGAUAGGGGUGGGUCUCUGACAUUUUUGUUGCACUAGCGCUGUUUGUGUACGAGAGGAGUUUGAAAACGUCAGUUGGGGCCACAGAUUUGGGUUAGUGACAGGCUUUUUAUUAAUUUUUUUACAACAAUUUGCUGUCAAUGUGUAUUUGACGCUAUUGAAGAAUUUGCGACCUCACGGUGAUUUUUGUUUUUUUGGAGAUGGGACAGACAGACUAUAAAUAGCCUAGUUAAAAAUAACUUUAUUUGAUUUUACAUUGAAUGAAUCAUGGACUUUUUAAAGUAAAGAAUAAUUUCAACACCGGUUACAUUUGAUUUGUCCUCUCUUAACCCUCCAUAUAAUUGAGCAAAUAAAACAUUGGCUAAGCCAAUCACGGACUACACUGCUAUUCUCCGGCACUGUACGAGAAUAACAAGUAGCGCUGUCGUUUGCAACAAAAGCAUUGAAAAGAGGAGAAAUCAUUAUUCGGGUUUGGUCACGUUUUUGAGGUGCAAUUCAUAAACUAAGAAGAAUAGGCUAGGAGUGUGAGGUGAUUUAUUUAACCAGCGCAAGGAACCAUCUGGUGAUUGCAUCGCCAAGUUUACACUCCUGCGUGCGCGUACGUACUAUCCCUAAACUCCAGUGGAAGGGAGGAGUAGAAAGAAGGUGUAGCAGCACAGUUGCAGUGGCCCUCUGAUAAAUGUCCACCUGCGCUGAAGUUUUUAUGGGUCUUUCUCUUCAGCCAAAGCUGCUGUAUGAGGCAGAUCUUCCAGCGUGGAUCAUAGCAACUUGUCAACUCUAACAGAGCUGCCCCAAGUCCACUCCCCAGCCAUCUGACAGACCCAACACACAUCAAAGCUCAGCUCAGUCCAACCCAACCCCUUUGACUCAUACCAUUGGGCCAUGGAGGAUUAUGACGUGCGCUCGGCCGCCAGUAUCCUGGCCUCGGUGAAAGAGCAGGAGGCACGCUUCGAGCGUCUGACCCGGGCCCUGGAGGAGGAGCGACGCAACGUCUCCCUGCAGCUGGAGCGUUCCAAUGUACCCCCCGACAGGUUGGGAGGGACUGGGCCUAGCGCUAACCUGCCACCCAACAGCCAACCCCUGGCCUGGCAGCAGGUGGUGAUGCAGGAGCAGAGCCCCAGUAACCAGACGUCUCUGGCCAUGAUGCAGGAGCCCCAGGAGAUGGUGGAGGAGACGGUCACCAUCGAGGAGGACCCUGGCACGCCCACCUCCCAUGUGUCCGUUGUCACCUCCGACGACGGCACCACACGACGCACAGAAACCAAGGAUAUGUCAACUAACCUGAAGGUGACCAAGGUGAUCAAAACCAUCACCCGCCGCAGGUACCUGCCAGUGACCGUCACAGAGACCCUGGUGGUGCCAGGAGGUCCCAUCACCCCGCAGUCCAAACCCAGCACCCCGGUGCCCACCCCUUCUCCCACCCCCUCCCCAUCAGAGACAGACCCAGUGACUAAGAUGGUGAAGACGGUGACCACGCGGACGGUUCGCCAGGUGCCCCUGGGCCCCGACGGCCUGCCUCUGCCUGAGGGCUCGUCCCCGCUGGGCAGCUACACAGACUCCAUCGACCGGCGCUACCUGAAGAAUGGCGAGCGCUACAUCACCACGCCGCAGGCCACCUCCACACUCACACGCUCCUACAACAACUACAACGACUCCUACAGCGACGCACUCCCCCCCGACGCUGGUGGGAGUCAGUACGGUGGGCGCCACUACGGCCUCCAUGACGGCUACGGCAUUGGAGACGCAACGGACAACUACGGCAGCCUGUCCCGCGGAGUCAACUUCCGGCCACCCCGCUACCCCUACGCUAUGGCUAACAGCUAUCGGCCAGAGAACAGCUACGGGACCCUACCCAUCCGGAAGGAUGACUACGGCCACGUGGCCCAGCCCCAGGUCCCCAUGGGCAGCAGCAGUGUGGACCUGAACCGGUCGCAGCCAGAACGCUUCCAGCCAGAGCCCUACGGACUGGAGGACGACCGCCGCAGCCUGGGCCCCGAGGAGGAGGAGCCCUAUGACCUGGAGCCUGACUACUCCACUGCUAGCCGGCGCCAAGGCACGCUGCCAGGCACCAACCGCGGCAGAACCAUGAGAGAGCCGCUCCGCGACGGGCCACGCAUCAGGGGUUACGAGGAUCCCAUCGAGGCGGAGAUGAUUGACGAGCGACACCCCUACAUCCAUGGCAUGUACCCGGCCCCCCUGGCCCAGCCCGAGAGGGGGAGCAUGGCCAGCCUGGACCGCCUUGCUGGCCGCCGCUCGCCCUCCAUCGACAGCAUCCGCAAGGACCCGCGUUGGCGUGACCCCGAUCUGCAAGAGGUCAUAGCCAUGCUGGGCCACCCCAUCGACCCAGUCAAGUCUAAUGCCGCCGCGUAUCUGCAGCACCUGUGCUACGAAAACGACAAGAUCAAGAAAGAUGUGCGCCAGCUGAAGGGGAUCCCGGUGCUGGCAAGCCUGCUGGACCAUCCCAAGGCUGAGGUCCACCGCAAGGCCUGCGGAGCCCUGAGAAACAUCUCCUACGGCAAGGACCACGACAACAAGGUGGCCAUCAAGAACUGUGACGGUAUCCCCGCCCUUGUCCGCCUGCUGAGGAAGACCAACGACAUGGAGGUCCGCGAGCUGAUCACAGGGACCCUGUGGAACCUGUCUUCCUUUGAGCCUCUGAAGAUGGUGAUUAUAAACCACGGACUGCAGACUUUGACCAACGAGGUCAUCAUCCCCCACUCAGGCUGGGAGCAUGAGCCCAACGAGGACUCCAAACCUCGUGACGCAGAGUGGACCACCGUCUUCAAGAACACAUCAGGAUGUCUGAGGAAUGUGAGUUCGGACGGGGCCGAGGCAAGGCGCAGACUAAGGGAGUGUGAGGGGCUUGUGGAUGCUCUGCUGCACGCCUUGCAGUCAGCUGUGGGCAAGAAAGACAUGGACAACAAGUCUGUGGAGAACUGUGUGUGUAUCAUGAGGAACCUGUCUUACCACGUUCACAAAGAGAUCCCAGGGGCCGAGAAGUUCACAGACCCGUCCGUUCUGCAGGCCCCGGGCUCUGCGGGCCCUCAGAGGAAGAAGAAGGAUGACGCAGGCUGCUUUGGAGGGAAGAAGGCCAAAGAGGAAUGGUUUAAUCAAGCCAGAAAAAACUGCGAGAAUGACAAAAACUACGAUACGCUGGAUCUACCCAAGCGCACAGAACCCACAAAAGGUUUUGAGCUGCUGUACCAACCGGAAGUGGUGAGGCUGUACCUGUCUCUGCUAACUGAGAGUCAGAACUACAACACUCUGGAGGCUGCCGCAGGGGCCCUGCAGAACCUCAGCGCCGGACAGUGGACCUGGUCCAACUACAUCCGUGCCACAGUGAGGAAGGAGAAGGGUCUUCCCAUCCUGGUGGAGCUGCUGCGUUCUGACUCUGACAAGGUGGUCCGAGCCGUGGCCAUCGCCCUGCGCAACCUCUCCAUCGACCGCCGCAACAAAGACCUGAUCGGGAGCUAUGCCAUGAGGGACCUGGUGAGUAACCUGCCCAGCGGUCAGCAGCGGCCAGCCAAGAACCUGGAGGAAGACACGGUGGUAGCCAUCCUCAACACCAUCCACGAGAUCGUGACGGACAGCUCUGAGAACGCACGCUCCCUCAUCCAGGCCCAGGCCAUCGAGAAACUGGUGGCCAUCAACAAGACAAGCCAAUCACCACGUGAGGACAAGGCCGCCUCCCACGUGCUGCAGACGGUGUGGAGCUACAAGGAUCUGAGGAACGCCCUGACCAAGGAAGGAUGGAACAAGAGCCACUUCCAGCCUACAGCGACCGGCGCCCCUAAAGCAACCAAGAAUGGCAAGCCAGGCUAUGACGACACCACUCUGCCCCUGAUGGAGAAGAACCAAGGUCAGUCUGUGAUGGCAGGCGAGACUGGGGAUCCUCCGGGCCUGGCCUACUGUGGUGAACUGAGCACCAAGAAAAAUGGAAGUGGUGAUAUGAUACCUAUGGACGAGCUUGGUCCAGAUGGCUACUCCACCAUCGACCAGAGAGACAAAGACUGCAAGUACAAGAGUAGUGGAGACGGGUCAGUGGACCUGUCAGAACGCGAGCCAUUAAAGAAUGAGACAAAUAGGAAACACUAUGUCAGGAGUAACAGGCCUGCAGUCAAACUGGUGGAUGCUUGUGACGUUAAACCUCAGCCUGUUGACUCCUGGGUCUAAAUGCAUGCAUGGCUUAAAUAACGACAGCGUAACACCUAAACUAGAGGAUCUCCCAUGUCAUCACUGCCAUAACACAUGGAACUCAUUUUGAUGUUGACUCGUCAGCAGAUAGACUUUGUAAAAGAAAGAAAAAAGAAACAAUCAUCCAACAACCAAUGUUUCAUGCUUUUGAAUCAGCAAAUGAAAUGAUGUAUAAAAAAAGAAAGAAAAGAAAAUCUAAAAACGACUACUUGUCAUAUCUACAUUCCCCACUGGAUGGACAGGUGUAGGGUACCCUAACAGCAAGGACUCUGACUGGAGCAGCACUGCAUGGUGUCAGGAUGUAGGUGUAGGGUACCCUAACAGCAAGGACUCUGACUGGAGCAGCACUGCAUGGUGUCAGGAUGGAAGAGAGGAAGCAGUUGUUGUCAUAGAGAUACAAGUAUUCUAGAGCUCUAUCUCUAUGGCAAUGUGGUGGGGGAGAGAAGGUGAUGAGAAGGUGAUGUUUGUUGGGAGGAAAGGAAGUGUGUUGGAAAGGAAAGGAGAUAGUUUGCUUCUAAUAGUAUUUUUUUCUAUGUUACAAUUUAGCCUUUUGUUUAGGUUUUGUUUUUGUUGGUUUGUCUUUCGUCGAGGCACACUAAAUUGUUUUUGUUUGUAAAAUUAUUUUUAUUAUUUUUCUUUUGCUGGUCUUUGUUUUUGUUUGGGUUUUCCGGAUUGAAGAAGUGUGGACUGGUGUGGUAGAUGAAGGUUGGGUUGGUUUGAAGGACUUGAUGCUUGAAGGGCACUUAAAGGAACUGUAUACCUGCAAGUGUUGAUUGGACUUAAGGAAGUGAAAUGAUGUGCAUUUGGUUGGGUUACUUAUAGCUGUUGAGUGAAACAAAAUGAAAAUAUAUUUUCAGUAUCGACACAGACUAGAGAUAUGUGUUUGCCGACGAUAUAUAAAUUGGUUGGUUGGUUGCAGUUUGUCAUUGAUAUGUAUUAAAGUUGAAGAGGAUUUAAGACAUUUUGUUUAUAAAUGGAUUGUGUUAAUGAAGGAAUGGAAAGUACAUGCUCCUGGUGUCAAAGGGUAGAAUCUAAAAGCAUUUUAUAUUUUUGUUGGUUUUAUAAAUGUAUAUUAGGGUCAAAGAAAAACAAAAAGAGAACAGAGAAAACAAUAGACACGUCUUAGUUGUGUACUCAUAAUAGGUUGUUUGGGAAGCACAUUCAUUGGAUAAAAUAUCAUGUUUGUAAACAGAAAUAACCACAUCAUUUAAGUGUCAAAUCUGUAGUCAUGCUGAUCACAUAUUUAUAUUUUGUACUGUCAAGAGAAAACAAAACAAAACAAGAAGAGCUGUUAUUCAGCUUUCUUUUUAAAGGCGAGUUGAACUGAUGACCUGGUCUCCAAAUCUUUCAAGGAGAUGAAUAGAGGGAGGGGGGGGGGGGGUUCAGCAGGGAUCACUCAAGAGAUAAGACUGAGAGAAAGAGGGAUGGAUGGAUGGAUGGAUGGAUACAGCAGCAGGGAUAGACAGAAGAUGUUAGACAGAAGUGUUCCAAUUCCCUUCACAUUUCACACUGCAAUUUAUAUGAAGUCGCUGAGAACCUGAAAACAUGCUUUGAUUUCACUAAUGCAUCUUUAAAGAACUAUUUGAAACAAGCAUGAAAAAAUGUACAAAUGUUUAUAUUAUAUUAUUUUUAAGUGCCAGUUUUUGUGGUGUAAUUGGAUAUUAGUCAUUUAUAUCCGGAGAGGAGAGCAGUUUUCCUGUGGUUCAAGGCAGAGUUUGCAUCACGUAUGAAGUAUACAACAUCUGUUUGAUUAUUAUAUUUUUUGUGCCCUCUUCUAGGGGCAGUUGAAAUGUAGUAGUGCAGAUGAUUACGUCAUUGUCUUUUAAAAAGAGACCAGAAGAAAGGCUGAACUACACAUGUGGUUAAAGGUUUAGUAGUGGUUUUGUGAUUGUUUUAUCUCCAUCUCCAAGUGGACUCUCCACUAUGAACCUAUUCUGGGACUGGUGAGGGGACCCUCCACUAUUGGACAGCUUAACUCAUGCGUCAGCUAUAGGCAAAUGGCAUGUGCCUGCGUUGAAUGCCGAAUUUCUUUGUGAUGUGACUUUAUAAAGCUUGCAUAUUUUACACAGUGUUUACAAAGACUUAUGUGAUAAAAUAAAAAUGUAAAGUACAUGUUUUAAUAAACAUUUGAUUUCAGAGAAAAGCAUUGUAAUAAUAGCCCCACGUUAACAUCCUCCAUGUCCACAUACGUCCUCAAAACUGUGUGCUUUUCAUUGGAUUGUUAAUCUUUGACUGUCUAUUCCUGACUGCAUUUUGUAGUACCCAACCAGAGGACCUGGUGUUGUAUUUCUAUACAUAUGAGUCCAUGGGCUUGUUUGUGGACUGUGCUAACUGUGCUGUGAAAGAAAUGCAAGAAAAUGGGGGCAGCAAUUGAAUCAAAUGAGCAAGACCUACCUGUGUAGAUAUCACUGAUUCAAACUCUUCAAAAUAAAGUAACUGUACUGCUCAGUAGCAAAUGUGUUUGUAACUAUCAUGUGCCUUAACAUUUUCCAUGGUACAUAAAGAUAUCAUUGUGUUUUAUAUAACUCUUUAUCCCUCCGCCGUUCCUUCUUCCUCCUCAUCCCCUUAUACCUCUCCUUUUCUCUUCUGUCAGCCUCCCUCCCUAUAGUAUAUCUCUCCCCUUUCCCUUCAUUUUACACACUCACACAUUCACCCACUCUGUCCUCAGUGUAGACUAGACUGUUGGUGGGUUUUUGCUUUGUAUUAAAUUGUAUUAUAAACUUUUAAAAGAUAGAGACAUAAAACAUGGUUUGAGUUCAUAGAAGAGUACAUUAAUGCUUUCGUAGCUAUCAGAGCGAUGCCACAGUGACAGAAUGUAUUAUGUUGAUUUUACUAAUACCCAGAGGCAAGUGUUACACUUGUUCAAAUAACGUAAAAAAUACUGAUUUGUAGAGUAUCAAUUUGGUGUGUUUUCAAUAAACUAUGCCUGGAAAGAA